AUGGGCGCUAAGGAAGUGGAGGAUGCCUCCCUCGCGGCCAUCCUGGGGCCUCUGGGCCGCGAGGCGGCCCUGGCCUCCGAGCGCAUGCGCGAGGUGGAGGAGUGGAUUUGGGCGGCGGAGGCCGAAGGCCUGAGCGCGGAGGAGAUCGCGCCCGCCAGGCAGCGGCUGGCGGCGCUUGCCCGCGACAACCGCAGCAUCAAUUGGAGGAGAGAGGAGGAGAAAGCUGCCGAGGAGAAGGCGUGGCAAGCGGAGCUGCGGGCGGCGGCGGAAAAUCUGCGGCGGGCAGAACAGGAGGCAGAAAAGGAGCUGAGUGGGGCUCAAAGAGGUGGAGGCGCCGAUCUGAAGGCUGCCAUCACGCGAGCGUAUCACGCUGGUGUACAGCCGCCACGCUUAGCGUAUGCUGACUUGAUGACCGUGGGUGAGACCCAAGCUGAGCGGGCGUUGUGGCAGAAGGCCUUGGGCUUGCUCUACGGCUCAGGCUCCGACGCAGAUGUGGUGUGCUGGGAGCUGGGCGUGGUGGCCUGCGCGCGCGCGGAGCGCACGGAUCUGGCGGUGAAGCUGCUGAGGCAGCGCUGGGCGCGCUUCCCCGACUGGGAUAGCAGCGUGGGAGGGUGCGGGGCUGCCAUCAGCGCAUGCAGCCGCAGUGGGCGCUGGCAGUUGGGUCUGCAGCUGCUGGCAGAGGCGCGGACGCGGCGGCAGCCGCUAGGGGAUAGGAGCUGCAACGCCGCCAUCGGCGCGUGCACGCGGAUCGCCGCCUGGAGCCGGGCGCUGGUGCUGCUGGAGGAAGUGCCAUGCGCCAACACGGAGGGCUACAACGCGGCCAUCGGCGUGCUGAGCGAGGGGCAGCAGUGGCACAAGGCCUUGUGCAUCUUGCACCUGAUGCAGCGCCGUGAGAAGGUCCCAGACAUCGUCACCUACAGCUCACUGCUGGCGGCUUGCGCGCGUGGGAUUGCCUGGCAGCACGCCGGUCUCCUACUGGGUGCGAUGCAUGUGCGGCCCAACAUCCUCAGCGCCUGCUCGGUGCUCUCAGCCUAUGCACGCCGGCGAAAAUGGCAAGACGCGCUGAGGCUCUUUGCCGAGCUGCCGGAGGCGCCCAACGCGGUGGCCUACACCGUGGCCUUCCAAAACGCGCCGUACGACUCCGCGAACAGCCUGGCGCGAGAGAUGCAGCGCCAGCUCUGCCGCCAGGAUGUGCUCAGCUUCACCUCGGCCCAGCAGGCCUGCGACUUCCGGGAGCUGCCGGUGGCGGAGCGCCAGUUCCGGCGGGAGGCUGGUCCCCAGACGUGGCAGUUUCGGUGGGAGCGGAGGCUGCCGCUGGCGAAGCCGGACUUGGGGCCCUUUACGCGGGACAUAGCGGAGCUCUGCGGAGCGGCGGGGAAAAAGUGGCGAUGGAUCGAGAAGGUAGACGUGAAGCAGCUUAUCAGCGCGCGCCAGAAGCUCUUGCGGGCCUCCGGGGUGACACCCCCACCUGCCAUAGCUCGGGGAGCGGAGACACGAUCCCUGGCGAAGGACAUGCUCCAGGCAAUGAAGGCCAGGGACGUGGAGAAGCUGCGCGCCACGCUGGACGCGGCGGCGGCCGCGGACUUGCAGCUGCAGGGCCUCGAGGCCAUCCGCCGAAAGCUUGCGACAUGGAAGCCGGACAAGAGGCGUGGGGAGAAUCGGAGAGUUGAGCUGCGGAGGUUCAAAGUGACGCCUUUGGCCCCGCCCUCCUCGUGUUUCCUGCCCCAGGGAGCCCCAGACCCGGCUGCGCAUCAUCCUGCCGGACGGCAGGACUGA
Molecule: messenger RNA, 1776 nt
Organism: Effrenium voratum
Lineage: Eukaryota; Dinophyceae; Suessiales; Symbiodiniaceae
Source: the annotation of a GenBank genome assembly